This is a messenger RNA of Linum trigynum, 4112 nucleotides long. NCBI's taxonomy places the organism in Eukaryota, Viridiplantae, Streptophyta, Magnoliopsida, Malpighiales, Linaceae. The record is from the annotation of a GenBank genome assembly.
UUUAAUUUUUGAGUUUACUAAAUACUCCACGCGCGGACUAAAUUGUUGGGGGUGUUACUAAAUACUCCACGCGCGGACUAAAUAAGGGCGCGCUCAAUCGGUAACGUGCUCCGGACGAACGCCACUACGAAGUAUUUAAAGGCAUGAAACUCCCCCAUUGAAAGGGACUUUUUCUCUCUCUCCUCACUUUCCACUUUCAACUAUCUCUCUACACUUUAUCUCUCUAUCUAUUCUCUCAAUUCAUCUACACAAACAUACACUGACUUGCUCGUCGGAGCUUAAUCCGGGGGGCAACCCCGGCUCUUUCACAGGUUCUCCCCCUCCCGACGGGAUCGGACGAACGGACGACGAGUCUACCCACACCAACAAAUAUCAUUGUUCGUGUCUUGAGCAAGCUGGCACAAACAAUUGGCGCCCACCGUGGGGCAUCACUUGGACAUUCUGUUCAUCUGCUUCCUAAAGGAGGAGGAGACCUCAGUAGAUGAGGAAUGGUGGAAACAUAAAAAAAAAAAAAAAGAUGAAGACACCCCAUCUUCGUCACUCUCUUCUUGUCUUCUACCAUCAUACCUUCUGAAAGAAAUCCUUCUUUUUUUGGUCAAGAAAUUUCAGUGCAGUGGCGAUGCAAAUUCCUGCUUUCCGCCUCCCCCGCCUAUUUAACCACUCUUCCAUGCCUCUGCUCCAUCUCCCCAUCGCCGGCCAAAUCAGCCCACCAAAGCUACAAUGACCGCGCAGGAUGAGGAGAAACAGUAAAGCAAUCCAGAUCUCCGACGACUAGGCUCGACGCUGGACCUCCGGUGAAGAGAAACCGUAGAGUUCAACCCAUUUCCCAAAAAUCGGGCAUGCUCCACUACAGUAAAUAGACCACAAAUCGAGGAACGGGGGGAAGGUCUCUGUCAGAAAAAGAAGAUGGGCAGAGUUUUCGAGGCAAGCACAGUUACCAAGGCAAGAGACGACCCACUAUCGACAUCCUUCCUCGCCGCAUAAUGGUUGCCGCAACUGCUCACCAGCCGCCAUCAUCGAUUUCGCUGCAAGCUCUGCUCCGCUCUUUCCGACGCUCAGCCUCUCCGCGCUCCGCUUUUUCGCGCACAACAACAGAUGUGAGUUCUGUGAGAUCGCCUCCAAAGCCACCACUCUCGUGUAUCUAUGCGCGCCUCGUGACACAAGACCAACCAAAUUUUGUUUACGGCGCGCGGUCGCGCUUGACUUGAGCUUCUCUCUCCCAUCUCUCUACGAUGCAAAAAAAAAAAAAACUCAAUAAGGAUAUUUACCCUACUUCUCGCUCCACCAAUAUCCACCAAGACUGUGUGCCCGCGCCACCAACCCGCAGCCCGAAUCCCAACUCACGGCUCAACUCUCCUUCCGCCAAGUCUGCUCUCUUCCACAUGGGCCCACCCAACUCCAGUUCGCAACCCACGGCCUGCUCACAAACUCCGCUCCACUUCAGAGCCCCGGGCCGAACCCUAACGCGCGGCCCACUUCAAACGCCAUGCAUCGCAUGGCUCGACACCAAUAACGGCCCGCUUAACAUCUGGCCCGAUCAGCAACAAACCUUACAAGCGCCAUCGAAAUAGAAUGUAGUUGCGGAGGUUCGAAACCGCGCCACUUCUCCAGGAGACAAGCGCACUAACCAGUAUGCAACAAGACUCCAUUGGUCACAUAAGCGAGGAGCAUUUGUUUUAACAUCUCCUCACUCGCGAUCCACAAGGCCCACUCUCGUGCACCAAAUAUGUCCGCCAGGCACCUCUUCGCGUCCCGCGUUCAAAGUCCGCUACGAGCCGCCUUACAUGGACCAACAAAUUCAAACUCGCGGCCCGCGCCCGAGUCAGCAUCACAGGCCACAGCCUGGGUCGCGGCCCACCUUCCGCAUCAAUACCCACUCGCGGCCCGCUCCACCCUUCAGCUCGCGCCACCGGGCCCACCUUCCGCCUCAAGCCCACUCGAGGCCCGCUCUACCCUUCAGCUCGCGUUUCUGGCCCACCUUCCGCCUCAAGCCCACUCGCGGCCCGCUCCACCCUUCAGCUCGCGUCACCCGGCCCACUCCCGCCAGAUGGGCCCACCACCGCUCAGUCGUGCGCGAGGCACCCCAAAAAUCAUGCGUGGUAGACAGGCGUCGAACCGCUGACCAAACAUUCGCGUGCAAGCAAACGGAACCAGUGGACUACGUGACAAUUGUUGUCAAAUGAGCGCGGAAGGUUUAUUUUACCUUUUUGCUCGUGCUGCUUCUCCAACUCGCGGCCCACUCACCAAAGAUGGGCAAUCCACAACUCGACAACAGGCGCUGAGACCACCAAAACGAAAAUGUCGCCGCCAAGAGGAAUUGAACCCGCGUUCACUCCUCAGCCAGACAAGCCAUAUCACCAACAGACUACAUAUGCGCGUUGUGAUUCUUUGGCGCAACACUCUUAUUUAACUCUCUUCGCGCCGCUUCGCCAAUAGAAAGCUAAGUACUCUAUCCCUUUAUCACUAUCAAAUAUUGAAAUAUUUUACUCUCAUGAGCGUUAAUGGCGCUAAGGGAGAGGGCACAUUGCCUCGAAGACUCCAAACUGAGGGUUAAAAACCCCGACGAGGAGCCACAAAUAAGUCUCAACGAAGCACACAAAUAAGACUUCAAUAAGAGCAUCGAAGACUCCAAACUGAGAGUUAAAAACCCCGACGAGGAGGGCUCCAAACUGAGGGUUAAAAACCCCGACGAGGAGCCACAAAUAAGUCUCAACGAAGCACACAAAUAAGACUUCAAUAAGAGCAUCGAAGACUCCAAACUGAGGGUUAAAAACCCCGACGAGGAGCCACAAAUAAGUCUCAACGAAGCACACAAAUAAGACUUCAAUAAGAGCAUCGAAGACUCCAAACUGAGGGUUAAAAAAAAAACCCCCGACGAGGAGAGCUCCAUGAAGAAUCUACAAUGAGUGAAGGCUACACGCCUUAAUGAAAUACACCAACUGGGGGGCAAGACGCAAGAAGCUGGCACCGCGUCAGUCAAACGCGCCACCAGCUGGGGGGCAACUGGGGUACAUAGGGCUCCACCCAAAAUUACCUACGAAGAUUUAAAAAAAAAUAAUAAGCUAGCGAUGAGUUAAGACUCACCACCAGCUUGGGGGGCAAUUGUUGGGGGUGUUACUAAAUACUCCACGCGCGGACUAAAUAAGGGCGCGCUCAAUCGGUAACGUGCUCCCGACGAACGCCACUACGAAGUAUUUAAAGGCAUGAAACUCCCCAUUGAAAGAGACUUUUUUUCUCUCUCCUCACUUUCCACUUUCAACUAUCUCUCUACACUUUAUCUCUCUAUCUAUUCUCUCAAUUCAUCUACACAAACAUACACUGACUUGCUCAUCGGAGCUUAAUCCGGGGGGCAACCCCGGCUCUUUCACAGGUUCUCCCCCUCCCGACGGGAUCGGACGAACGGACGACGAGUCUACCCACACCAACAAAUAUCAUUGUUCGUGUCUUGAGCAAGCUGGCACAAACAAUUGGCGCCCACCGUGGGGCAUCACUUGGACAUUCUGUUCAUCUGCUUCCUAAAGGAGGAGGAGACCUCAGUAGAUGAGGAAUGGUGGAAACAUAAAAAAAAAAAAAAAAGAGGAAGACACCCCAUCUUCGUCACUCUCUUCUUGUCUUCUACCAUCAUACCUUCUGAAAGAAAUCCUUCUUUUUUUGGUCAAGAAAUUUCAGUGCAGUGGCGAUGCAAAUUCCUGCUUUCCGCCUCCCCCGCCUAUUUAACCACUCUUCCAUGCCUCUGCUCCAUCUCCCCAUCGCCGGCCAAAUCAGCCCACCAAAGCUACAAAGACCGCGCAGGAUGAGGAGAAACAGUAUUUGAAAUAUUGCCUUUUAAAAUGCAUGUAUUUGAAAUAUUAUCAUUUGAAAUAGGGCUAAUAUCAUUGGGAAACUCGAACUAUAAACUGUGCGCCAUUUGUAUCCUAAAGUAUUCGAUAUGACAAUUGUGUCACAACGUAUGAUAAUUGUGUGUCAUUUAUGUCCUGACGAUUUCGUUGAUCAUUAUAGAUAACGGUUGACCAAACGGAAGUCAACAUUAACAUUGACUUUUGUUGACGUGGCAGCCACGUGGAUGCCACAUCAAUGACACUUCAUAUUUUCAAUUAAAAAUUAAAAAAAAA